Messenger RNA from Acyrthosiphon pisum (pea aphid), 1083 nucleotides. RefSeq names its product rhodanese homology domain-containing protein. The transcript is spliced from 5 exons. Gene Ontology annotation, cellular component: mitochondrion. Bases 75 to 593 code for a protein of 172 amino acids. Gene Ontology annotation, molecular function: thiosulfate-cyanide sulfurtransferase activity. The record is from RefSeq and is a predicted model, not a curated record. Lineage: Eukaryota; Metazoa; Arthropoda; Insecta; Hemiptera; Aphididae.
AAAUAUUAUAAGACAAUAACUUUACUACAUUUAUAUAAAACAGUAAUACAUAGUACAUAGUAAUAAUUUAAAUCAUGUUGAACAUUUUAAGAAGUAAAUUUUCUCCUUUCAUGGUACAAAUGCACUACUUUUCAUCUGGGAUAGUAGUAAACAAACAGCUCACAAAGACAAUGAAACCUAUAAUACUUUAUAAGACCAAAUCAAACUUAUGUUCACUUAUUCAAAAUCGCAGUUUUGCUGGUACAUCUCCACCAUUAAUUAUAGAUAUUAAUUAUGAAAGAUUGAAAAAGUUUAUUAACCAAAAUGAAGUGUUAAUUAUUGAUGUACGUACUAAAGAAGAAUUAGCUGCGACAGGAGUUUUACCAAAUAGCUAUAAUAUUCCACUCGAUGAGUUAAUUACUGCAUUUGAAUCAACACCUGAUAAAUUUUUAGAAAUGUACAAUAUUCCUAAGCCAGAUAAAGAUCAAAAAAUCGUUUUUUCUUGUGCCAAAGGAAUAAGAAGUUUAAAAGCAUGCCGUUAUGUUGCAGACUUGGGUUAUAAAAAUCUUUUCAAUUACACCGAAGGAUGGUUUGGAUGGGAGGCACACAAAUGAAUAAAAAAUAUGCCUUUUAUAUGGGUUAGUGUACUACUCAGUCAGCCAGCAAUGUAUCAUUUAAAUACCACUACGGUUUAAGGUUUAAACCAAUUCUGUUCACUUACCUUUUCAUCAAAGAAAUUCUGACGAAAAUUAUUGAAAUUCAUUGGAAAUAAGUACAAUGCUAAUUGAAAAGUGAUUUAUGUUAUUGUGACAUUGAAUAAGUGAUUUAGUAGAUAUAUGUAUAACCUCAUAUUAAUAUUAUCACGUAGACUAAUAAUAUAUAACCAAAAAUGGUGUUUGAAUAUUUUCAGAAUGGAGACAGUAAAUAUUGCUUUAGACUAACAUCAUACUUUCAUACUUCCAGAAGAAAAUUAUUAUAGCAUUUAUUUGUAUGGCCGUAUGGGUACUGUAAGGGUAAAUUAUAGCCUUGUAGCAACAUAAUUAUGUAAUUAUUAAUUUAUAUGUAUCACAAUAUUAAAAUAAUAAUUUGAUUAUUAAUCUGUAU